Molecule: messenger RNA, 1921 nt
Organism: Neofelis nebulosa (Clouded leopard)
Lineage: Eukaryota; Metazoa; Chordata; Mammalia; Carnivora; Felidae
Product: NKG2-A/NKG2-B type II integral membrane protein-like
Exons: 8
Coding region: 802-1497 (231 amino acids)
Biological process (GO): positive regulation of natural killer cell mediated cytotoxicity; stimulatory C-type lectin receptor signaling pathway
Source: RefSeq, a predicted model, not a curated record
AAAAAGCAACUCGGAACAUCCACCACCAGCAGGCCUGCAUUGCAAGAAGUGAUAAAGGAGGGAAAUUCUUCAGGCUUAAAGAUUAUAGUACCAGAUGGAACUCUGGGUAUUUGGAAAGGGCUGGCAGGCUGUGAAGACCACAGAUAUUUUUCUGUUUACAAGAGGAGCCUGGUUCCCUCUGGACGAUGCGUGACUGGCCAACAGAAGAACUAACCAGAUGUUCAAAGUAAAAUAUCACUUUGAUAGUACUGCAUUACUUUUUAGAAACACAAUUUAAAACCACAAAUAAAAGUCAUUUGCAACAGGAAAUUCCUACAUGUGCUAAAAAUAAUAUUCUCCCUUCUUAGAGCACUUAAUUUUUAACCAAUAAUGGCUUAAACAUUGUCAAAAAAUGGUGCAACACUUUUGUUUCCAAUACAGCAUUUUAAUUUUAACCUGGUUAUUCUCAUAGUGUUGAAAUAUGUCUGUGGAAACCGUCCUUACAUUCAUGAGGACAUUAUUAUUCAUGAAUUCCUUUCUUCUUCACUAAUUUAGUGCUUUACAUGUUUUCCAAUCAGUAUUAUUGUGCUAUUAUUGUAAAUAAAAAAAACAUUUAUUCUAUCAUGAAACACUUAUUUCAAGUUCUGUGGAAGUUAGUACCAGAUUUUACAUUAUUCAACUGCAAAUGAGUGGCAUCCCUCACCCUGCACCCCACCCGGUGUCACUGUACUAGCAAUGUCAUCAGCACAUGACACACACUCUUGAUCAAGACCUUCAGGGCAGUUUCAUCCACAUUGUACCUGACACUACUCAGCUGCAGACAUGGACAACCAAGGCGUGACUUAUGCGGAACUCCAUCAUGCUAAGGGCUCAAAAAGACAGCAAGUGAAACCUAAGGGCAUGAAGAGUUCCAUUUCAGUAACUGAGGAGGAGAUAACCUAUGCAGAAUUGAAUCUUCAAAAUGCUUCUCGGGACCUUCAAGGGAAUGGCAAGAAUUCUCCCUGCAAAGAGAAGCUCAUUGCUGGUAUCUUGGGAAUCCUCUGCCUUGUCUUGAUGUCCACUGUGGUAACAAUAGCUGUUAUCCCCUCUACUGAAGGACCAGAGCAGAACAAAACAUCCCUGGAAACAAGGAUCCACAAAGCGUGUCUCUGUUGUCAUUGUCCGAAAGAGUGGGUUACGUAUUCCAACAAUUGCUAUUACAUUAGCGCUGAGGGAAAAUCAUGGAACGAGAGUUUGAUGUCUUGUGCUUCUAAGAACUCUAACCUGCUCUACUAUGAUGAUGAAGAGGACGAGUUUUUGUCGAAAUUACACUCUUAUACUAUAUGGAUUAGAGGCUCCCAGAGAAGCCAUCAUAGUUCUUCUGUGCAGCCAAAAGCCUUAACAUUUUCUUCCAAAGUGUUGUCAGUAUCUUCAGAGAGUGACAAGAAAUGUCCAUAUUUCUCUUUUCAUUUUAAAACAUUUGGUUUUGCACGCUGCUUUGGAAUAAGACUGUAUGUUUGUAAGCACCAGGCAUUUUAGUUGCUUCAUUUUGGCAUAAUGCUAUUUCAUCAUUUAUAAAGAAUACAUCUCUCAUUACUUCAAAAACCAUCCAAUCAUUUUCUCUGCAUAUUUUUAAGAGAUGGUUUUUAGUGUAAUUUUAGGUUCACAACAAGAUUAAGAGGAAGGUACAGAGAUUUCCUAUAUUGUCCUUGUCUGCACACAUCCAUGGACUCUCCCAUUAUCACCAUCACUCACUAGAAGGUUUCAUUUCUUACCAAGGAUGAGUCUUCAUUGGGGCGCCUGGGUGGCACAGUCGGUUAAGCGUCCAACUUCGUCUCAGGUCAUGAUCUCACGGUUUGUGGGUUUGAGGCCCGCGUUAGGUUCUGUGCUGACAGCUCGGAACCUGGAGCCUGCUGCGGAUUCUGUGUCUCCCUCUCUCUGCCCCCUCCCCCAAUCAGGCUCU